AUGUCCGUCUUCAAGCUUGUCUCGCAUUUUGAAGAAAUGCGGGGAAAAUCCUAUCGACGAUCAAAGAGCUUUUCCGCAAAAGACACACCCAAAAGGAUUCCUCGAAAUAUUUCAAGUCACAUUUUCUAUAAAGAUCAAGAUGAUGAUUUUGAAACGCCAAAGAGAAAUCGAAGCCACUUGGAUGAAAUCUACGAAGGAGUGACUGCCGACAAAGUUUCCACUCCUAAACUCUUGCCUGGAAACAUCGCAAACCAUGUUUUCUUCAGUGAUGGCUUCGACGCAACUCAACCGAUGAAAAGCAGCGCUUGCCGCUCAAAUGACUCCCACGAAGUGAUUCACCGAAAUCAAUCAGAAGAGAUUUUCAUUGAAAAGCCACAAAGAAAGACACCGGAUUUGUUUUCCUACAAAAAUCCCGGGCAAAUCUUCUCCGAAAAUCGCUCUGAGAGCUUGAACACAAUCAAGACAACCACAAGAGGAUCCAAAGCAUCUGUUUUGAAAGAUGUUUCGAAUACCCAACGAUCGAAGGAAAAUCUUGAUGAGAAACUGGCUGAUGUUUCCUUACAAGAUGUUGGUGGUCGUUUUGAUUCAAGUCUAUCACUCGACGAGAAACUCGAAGUGUUCUACGAGCAAUUCGCGGAAGAAUCGAAGGCUCUUCGUCGUCGCAUUUGUCUACUUGAGCUGGAGGUGAAAACCCUGCGUCUACGUUGUGAGGAGCUAGAGGAUCGACUGCAGAAACCCAAUGUAUCCGUUUCAAUGGUUGAUUACAUGAAUGAUGCUUUCUGUGAUAGUGAGAAACGAGAGGCAAAUACAACAACCAAUUCCUCAACAAUCUCCGCGAAAACGGGCAGCUCAUUGGACCAAGCAUUUAUCGGGGAUUCUGAGCUUCAUCUGUCCACUGACAUCUCCGAGCUCGGAUCUUCUCUCCUGAGAACAAAUCAAAGAGGGAAAAUCGACACUGCCAAAUACAUCGAGAUGCUGCUCUCAAAGGUGAGCUUGAAGGAA
Messenger RNA from Mesorhabditis belari, 1002 nucleotides. The record is from the annotation of a GenBank genome assembly. NCBI's taxonomy places the organism in Eukaryota, Metazoa, Nematoda, Chromadorea, Rhabditida, Rhabditidae.